This is a messenger RNA of Pseudovirgaria hyperparasitica, 624 nucleotides long. RefSeq lists its product as uncharacterized. Gene Ontology annotation, biological process: mitochondrial respiratory chain complex I assembly. Lineage: Eukaryota; Fungi; Ascomycota; Dothideomycetes; Acrospermales; Acrospermaceae. The record is from RefSeq and is a predicted model, not a curated record. The coding region runs from base 1 to 624 and encodes 207 amino acids. The transcript has 2 exons. Gene Ontology annotation, cellular component: membrane.
AUGGCCUCUCCGCCGGGCGCUUUAAGGCAACUAUGGUACAAAUGGAAAAAGAUCAAAUUACCGUGGCGGAGGCAAACGCUCGUCGGCUUCGAUCUCGCGGGCAAUACUUUCUGGGAGUUCAGAGAUGUACUUCGAUCUGGGCGUAUGAGGCGUAUAGCGAAAUACCCAUCCACAGCCUAUCACAGCGACGUCAAAGUCACACCGCAAUGGAUGCAAUGGUUACGGCACACUCGUGAAGACCCUCCUUCGCUUGAAGAACAACAGCAGGAUGUCGUGCGACAGAUACAGAUGAGACAGUUGGCCCAAUUAGCCGAUGAGCGAUGGGCAGCGAAGCCAUCGGCCUUGGAUCGACCAGACACGCAACAGAUGCCUGAAUUGCAGUCUAGCAGUCCAGCAGACUACGGUGUACAAACAGAAUCAGAUAGCAUAGAAGGUGUUACAAGCUCAGCAAGAACGACAGAGGAUGGCACACGGAGUCGGAAUGGAAACAAUGUGGACGAAAGUAGCAUCAAGGGGCCAGCAAAGGGGAAAGAAUCGCCGUGGAACACACCGCAGACAAGCAACCCUGGCGAUGAUUUCCAGCCACAAGCAUGGACUCCAGGAUCUGCGCAAAGAAGAGGUUGA